Messenger RNA from Plodia interpunctella (Indianmeal moth), 1150 nucleotides. RefSeq lists its product as uncharacterized. Gene Ontology annotation, biological process: CDP-diacylglycerol biosynthetic process; cardiolipin biosynthetic process. The transcript has a single exon. Bases 46 to 1056 code for a protein of 336 amino acids. The record is from RefSeq and is a predicted model, not a curated record. NCBI's taxonomy places the organism in Eukaryota, Metazoa, Arthropoda, Insecta, Lepidoptera, Pyralidae. Gene Ontology annotation, cellular component: mitochondrion. Gene Ontology annotation, molecular function: phosphatidate cytidylyltransferase activity.
AGGUCAGCAGCUUAGUUUAGUUUCCUCUCAUAACUUGGUAAAAAUAUGGCAGCCACCGCAGCUAAGGCGUUGGGUAUCGUCAAAGAUGUAUCUCCACUUUACUAUAGAAUCCUGUCAAAAUUUCCACAAAACUUUGCAUUCUGUUUCGCCUAUGGGUCUGCAGUUAAACCACAAAUAGGAUAUGAGAAGAAACAAAACAUGAUAGAUCUCAUUUAUUGUGUAGAAAACUCUCACCGAUGGCAUGGAGCCAAUAUUGAUCAAAAUCCGUCACAUUACUCUGUUCUUCGUUUUUUGGGUAAAGGAUUUGUUGCGAAAUUCCAAGAAAAUUGGGGAGCCAAAGUCUACUUUAAUACUCUAGUUGAAAUGAAAGAAGAAAAUAUAAUGAUAAAGUAUGGAGUUGUUUCACAAAAAGACUUAGUAGCAGAUCUUCUAGACUGGAAUGAUUUAUAUUUGGCAGGACGCCUUCAUAAACCAGUUGAGAUUAUAAAGCAAACCAACAGCACACAGCUACAAAAAGCUCUCCAGUCUAAUCUACGGUCUGCUGUGCACACUGCACUACUCAUCUUGCCAGAAACAUUCUCAGAAUAUGACUUUUAUUUUGCUAUUUCUAACCUUAGUUAUGCAGGAGAUUUUAGAAUGACAUUUGGAGAAAAUAAAAACAAAGUACAGAAUAUAGUGCAACCUCAACUGUUAAAUUUCCGUGAGCUGUACCGGCCUGUGUUGCAGCAAUUCAAUGCUUAUGUAGAUUUUCCAGCAGGAGAUGCUCAAUGUCACCAAGAUCUACAUCCUGAAACCAAAUUACAUCAUUUAAUGCAGUUACCAAUGAUACCCCAGCAGCAGAUUGUAAAGUUUUGGAACCAUGGAGGGCUACAACAGGAUAUGGAAGAUGUGUUACGAGCUGUUGCUUAUGACAUAGAUUGUGCUGUUAUAUUACGACAAAUACUUAAAAAUAUUGUGUGGCAGUCUAGUGUACGACAGUCUGUCAAAGGCAUAUUGACUGCAGGCUUGUUAAAAUCAAUACGAUACAGUGCUAAAAAGAUUGCAAAAAUGUUUUAACUGUGUAAUUUCUAUCUCUGAUUCUAGAAUAUGUGUAAUAUUUAGGACAUAAGACAAAAAAAAAUGUACAAAAUAAAGUUAAGUAUGUAAAACA